AUGGAGGUGAAGAUGCUGCUGCUUGCUGCUCUGCUCUCUGCUCUGGAGGUGGUGUUGGCAGCAGGCCACCAUGGCCACUCCAUGCCUGGAUCUCUGAAAAACAUCAGUAAGAGCGACCCCGGUCUCCAGCAGGUCAUCCUCAGCGCUACCUACUCCUUCAACAACCAAUCAAAUGACGCCUUCCUGUUCAAAGCCUCAGCCAUCUACACGGCACAGCAACAGAUUGUUAAAGGGAUCCACUACAUCGUAAAUCUGGAGAUUUCCAGGACCGUGUGUCGUAAACGAGACCACAACAAUCUGUUCAACUGUGUCUUCCAGCCGAAAGGUCGUCUGCACCAGACAUUUCAGUGUCACCUGGAAGCUUGGAUGAUUCCCUGGAAGGAUCGGAGCCAAAUUCUCAAGUUUUUCUGUAAAACCUGAGGCUACUGACCACAAACAUGCAGCAGCCUCCACCAGCCCGCCAUGCACCUGACCAGCUGCUAGACACAAGUAUCAACAGGAUAAUAUCAAUAUCUGCAG
Messenger RNA from Nematolebias whitei (Rio pearlfish), 519 nucleotides. Its product is annotated as cystatin-F. The record is from RefSeq and is a predicted model, not a curated record. Gene Ontology annotation, biological process: immune response; negative regulation of microglial cell activation; positive regulation of myelination. Gene Ontology annotation, cellular component: lysosome; late endosome; Golgi apparatus. The transcript has 4 exons. The coding region runs from base 1 to 420 and encodes 139 amino acids. Gene Ontology annotation, molecular function: cysteine-type endopeptidase inhibitor activity. Lineage: Eukaryota; Metazoa; Chordata; Actinopteri; Cyprinodontiformes; Rivulidae.